CGUUCAGGAUUUAGCUAACAAAAUAUUUUAUUUACGUACUCUAACUACUUCCGUAGCACACGCUACCAUUUCACUAGGUAUUACGGUAACGUGAGGUAGGCGUGCUUUGCGUCGGAAUGUACCAUUUUGCCAACACACCGGGAAGGAUUUUGUUGUGACAGCGGAGUAACAACCCGGUGGGGGAUACGGUCAUAACAUAGGUUUUUUCAUCUUGGAUCAACAAUGGCCUUCAGCAAGGGAUAUCGCAUCUACCACAAGCUGGACCCACCUCCCUACAGUGUCAUAGUGGAAACUAGGACCAGGGACGAAUGCCUCAUGUUUGAAUCGGGGGCUGUUGCUGUUCUGUCUGCAGCAGAGAAGGACGCCAUUAAAAACGCAUACACCAAGAUUGUUGAUGCCUAUGGAAUCCUGGGCGUCCUCCGCCUAAAUCUAGGUGACUCCAUGCUCCACAGUCUGGUGGUUGUGACAGGAUGCAGCUCUGUGGGGAAGGUGCAAGAUUCAGAGGUUUUCAGGGUCACACAGACAGACUUUAUAUCGCUGAAGAAUGAUCCAGGAGACGAAGACCGGAUCGCUGAGGUGCGAAAGGUCCUGAACUCAGGACACUUCUACUUUGCCUGGUCUUCCUCUGGAGUCAGCAUGGACUUGAGUCUUAAUGCACAUCGCAGGAUCCUAGAAGACACAACAGAUAACCGCUUCUUUUGGAACCAAUCUCUGCACCUGCACCUGAAACACUAUGGAGUAAACUGUGAUGACUGGCUGUUGAGGCUGAUGUGUGGUGGUGUGGAGAUCAGGACUAUCUAUGCAGGACACAAACAGGCCAAGGCCUGCAUCUUCUCCCGCCUCAGCUCAGAGCGAGCCGGCACGCGAUUCAACGUCCGAGGAACAAAUGACGAUGGACAGGUGGCCAACUUUGUGGAGACUGAACAGGUUAUCUUUCUGGAUGACAAAGUCUCAUCAUUCAUACAGAUCCGUGGGUCCAUUCCUCUUUUCUGGGAACAGCCAGGAAUCCAGAAAAAGUCCAUUAAAGGUGUUUUGUUGCACCUGAAUGAGAAUCGGCACCCUAAAGAGCUGGAUGAGAACCCCCACCUGGUUGGCUCUCAUCGCGUCAAACUCUCAAGGGGAUUUGAAGCAAAUGCGCCAGCAUUCGAAAGACACUUCACUGCACUGCGGAGGUUAUAUGGUAAACAGGUGAUCAUCAACCUGCUUGGGAGUAAGGAAGGGGAACACAUGCUCAGCAAAGCGUUUCAGAGUCACCUGAAGGCAUCAGAGCAUGCAACAGCAGUGAAAAUGGUGAACUUUGACUACCAUCAAAAUGUGAAGGGGGGCAAGGCAGACAAACUCCACAGUGUCCUCAAACCCUACCUCAACAAGUUCAUAGAGGAGUGUGGGUUCUUUUACUACUCGGGGGAGAUGGGCAUCGUAAGGACUCAGGGUGGGACCAUUAGGACCAACUGCCUGGACUGUCUGGAUAGAACCAACAGUGUCCAGGCCUUUUUUGCCCUCGAGAUGCUGCCAAAGCAGCUGGAGGAAAUGGGUCUGACAGAGAAACCCCAGCUGGUGGCCAGGUUCCAGGAGGUUUUUAGGACCAUGUGGUCUGCCAACGGAGACUCCGUCAGUAAGAUCUAUGCGGGCACCGGCGCCCUGGAUGGCAAAGCCAAGGCGGGGAAGCUAAAAGAUGGAGCUCGUUCUGUGACAAGGACCAUCCAGAACAACUUCUUUGACAGUUCUAAGCAGGAGGCUAUAGACAUCCUGAGGCUGGGUUCCACACUCAACAGUGAUUUGGCGGACAAAGCUCGGGCUUUGCUCACCACUUCCAGUCUUUACGUCACUGAGCCCGUCUUACAAUCAGCCUCCCCAAGAGUAUUGCUCGGAAUGUGUCAGAACUACCAUAAAUACACAAGGCCCAAGCAGAUCCGGGUGUGUGUCGGCACCUGGAAUGUUAACGGGGGUAAACAGUUUCGCAGCAUUGCUUACCGCAACCAGACCCUCAACGACUGGCUGUUGGAUGCUCCAAAAAAGGCAGGGCAUCCUGAGUUCCAGGACAGCAAAGCCAACCCCAUAGAUAUCUUUGCCAUUGGUUUUGAGGAAAUGGUUGAACUGAAUGCUGGCAACAUUGUCAGUGCCAGCACUACUAACCAGAAACUUUGGGCAGCUGAGCUACAAAAAAACAUAUCGCGGGACCACAAGUAUGUGCUGCUUGCUUCAGAGCAGCUGGUGGGAGUGUGUCUGUUUGUUUUCAUCCGCCCACAGCAUGCACCCUUCAUCAGGGAUGUUGCUGUAGAUACUGUAAAAACUGGAAUGGGCGGGGCUACAGGCAAUAAAGGAGGUGUGGCCAUCCGCCUGCUGUUCCACACCACCAGCAUCUGCUUUGUCUGCUCCCACUUUGCUGCUGGCCAGUCACAGGUCAAGGAGAGGAAUGACGACUACAGUGAGAUCACACGCAGACUCAGCUUCCCCAUGGGUCGUCUGUUGUACUCGCAUGACUACGUUUUCUGGUGUGGAGACUUUAACUAUCGAAUCAGCCUGCCCAAUGAGGAAGUAAAAGAGCUAAUCAAACAGCAGAACUGGGAAGCCUUGACAGCUGGGGACCAGUUGUUGGACCAGAAGAAUGCUGGUUUGGUUUUCCGAGGUUUUAUCGAGGGGAAGUUAGAUUUUGCCCCCACCUAUAAGUAUGACCUCUUCUCAGACGAUUAUGACACCAGUGAAAAGUGCCGCACACCAGCCUGGACUGACCGCAUACUCUGGAAGAGGAGGAAGUGGAACUUUGACAAAACAGCUGAGGAGAUGAAUGUAGUAGGGGCAGCUUCUACAUCUGGGGAGAAUGAGGAUGAUCCAGACAGCCCCUGGUGCCCUGGGACUCUGAAGUACUAUGGCAGGGCUGAGCUUAAGACCUCAGACCACAGGCCUGUGGUGUCGAUAAUAGACGUGGACAUCCUGGAGGUCGACCCAGAGGCUCGGCACCAGGUCUACAAAGAUGUCAUUGCCCUGCAGGGGCCUCCGGACGGCACCAUCCUGGUGUCGCUCUGCUCCUCCGGCCCUGACGACUACUUUGACGAUGCACUCAUAGACGAGCUGCUGGACAAGUUUUCUCAUUUUGGAGAGGUCAUCCUGAUCAGGUUUGUUGAGGAGAAGAUGUGGGUGACCUUCCUGGAAGGUUACUCUGCUCUUGCUGCUCUGUCUCUCAGCGCUUCCACUGUCCUUGGCAAAGUGAUUGACAUCCGUCUGAAGAGUCCAGGCUGGAUCAAGAGUCUGGAGGAGGAGAUGAGCGUGGAGAGGAUCUGUGGAAGCAUCCCCACCUCGGCCAGCUCCACCCUGCUUGCUGAGGACACAGACAUGGGCGACGAUGAUUACGAUAUGGAAGGUGAUGUGGAUGAUGAGGUGGAGGAGAUCCUUCCCCAGCACCUGCAGCCUGGAGCAGGCUCUGGCCCUGGAUCCUCCCCUCUCCCCUCCCCCCGCAGUAGUCCCUGUCCUUCCCCCACCCACGGAGAACCUGCAGCCCCCAGCAGGCCUAGUCGUGCACCACACCCCUCCCGACCAUCACAAGCAGAUUUAAGUCCAUCAUCACUGAGGAGAGAAAUUCCAGGGCCUCCUGUUGACUUCCAGCCUGGUGCCCCCACAUCUCAAGGCAUGGAGCCCAAACGCCCACCUCCCCCUCGUCCCAACCUCCCCCCAGCCAGACCAGCACCCCCUCAACGCCCACCACCACCUUCAGGAGGCAUGAGCCCUCUGCCAGUUAGAAAGGACUCUGGAGACUGUGGCAUAUGUCCCAGCCCACUGCUUGGUAGGAGAGGCAGUGAAGGACCAAAAAGCCCCGCUCUUCCUCGGCCAGAUGCUGCUGCAGGUCGAGGCCAGACAGCAGUGGGAGCUCCUGGACCUGGAGGUGCUCCCAGACCGAAUAUCCCUCCUCGAGCUGGCGUAAUCAGUAUGCCCCCUCAGUCUCGCCAACCACCUCCCUCUCACCCUGGAGCACCCAGACAAAUCCCAGAGGUGCAUCCUGGGGCCCCUCGGCCCAUCCCAGACACCCACCCCGGAGCCCCACGACCUGUGCCCAGUGCACAGGCCAAACCGACUGACCUGCCUCUGGGUCCUCCACUCUCAGGACCGCCUCCUACAGCGCCCCCUGCAGUGAGACCCCAGGUUCCAUCACCCAUGCAGCCACCCAUGCAGCCCCAUCCAGCUGCCCCUUCAGCUCAGUCCCAACUCCCACCACCGAUGCAGCCCACACAUCCAGCUCCAAUCCAUCCACAGCAAAUUGCAGCUCCUAAAGCAGGGCCCCCUCCUGCUGCUGCCCCUGCUGGGCUUCCACAGGGAUUAGCCUCUCCUAAACCCCCACCACGCUCCCGCUCCUCUCAUGCUCUGCCGCCUGAUGCUGCCAAGUCUGAGAUAGCCCCAGCUGAGCAGAUGAAUGGACUGAAUGGAAUCCAAAGAGAAGCACAAUGGAAGCCCGACCCCUUUGACACACUUGCAUCUGACUUCCUCUUCUCUUCCACAUCCCCCUGGCACACCACCCAGUCCCUGACCAGAGGCUCCUCUCUGUGUACACCCCCCUCCCCUUCUGCAUCCGCGUUGUCCUCCAGCACUCUCCCUUCAUCCUUCUCCCUCCAGUCCUCUGCGGCGUCAGACCUGCAGGCACGUGAUUCGUCCUCCUCUUCCUCACUCUCCAUCCCGUCACCGUUCGCCUCCUCCCUGCUCCCGCCUCCUCCGGUCCCAUCUCGUAGUCGCUCGCAGGAGACUCUGCGUGCCUCCCCUGGCCCCUUCCCGAUUGACCCGCUUCCUGCCCGACCCAGCAGCACCAAUCCCUUCACAGGCCCACUGGCACAGCAGCAUCAGCAGCACCGCUCUCUCACCCCAGACUUCAGCGUCCAGCGUCCGGCCUCAACGCUAAACCUUCAGAGGACCAUGUCUACUCUUGCUCAGCCACUCAUCCCCACCUCUGCUCAAACAGCUGCCGCUGCACCCACCUCCCAGCUCCAAAGGACCAUGUCCCUGUUUGGACCAUCACCCACUCUUAAUCCUACACCUGCUCCUCUGCUUCCCUUGGCCCCUGCCCCGUCUCCUGCCCCCACCUUGCCUCUGGCACCGCCCUCCUCGAUUCCGCCUGUCCUCGCACCUCGUCGCCAACCACCUCCCCCAGGAAGGAAACCAACCCAGCAGUGGGUCACUUUUGAUGAUGAUUUGGCUUUUUCACCUUCAACCAAGACACCACAGGCCCCCAUCUUCCCUUCCAGUUCGCUUGUAUCCCAAACUCAGACUCUGCCUUUCCGCUCUGUGUUUGACUCAGAGCCCGACUGGUUAUGCUCGGCCCCUUCGGUAUUCCCAACCCUCCCUCCUCCCAUCCCAACUAGAACUGUAACCAGUAACCCAAAGCUCCCAGAGGGACCCAGUGAUGACUGCUUCUUCCCCAGGGAGUCGACAGAAAGAUAGGAUCACUCUUAAUAUGUAAAGGGCAUAUCCAGAUAUGUAUAGAUCUAUGAUAAAUGUGUAUAUGUGUAUGUGCGUGUAUGUAAAAAAGAGACGGUAUUUAAGAAGAAUAGACCAAUCCCCUUCUGAAUCAUAGGAAACGAUUUAUAUCUCAAGCAGUAACAUGAGAAGGUUAUGAGCCUAAACGUGCAUUCCAAUUUUACCACAGAGAUGUUUGCUUGUUCCCUGAUAUCAACAUUUAUUUUAAUAUGAAUCGUUCUGACGUUUAUUUUUAUUUAUGGCAGCAAACGUGCCUGUGUCUACAGUAUAUCGUUAUAUAAAGUACAUCUAUACACACACAAGUCAUGUGUGUAACCACCUGUGCAAUAUUAGGUCAUGUCUGUGUGGCCGUGCAGCACACUGCAUUCGCCUGCGAGCUUUCACCUAAAUCAGUGUUAACUUUGCAUUUGCUACAUUGGCUGACGCACUGCGGCUCAUACCCAUCAUUUUGACUGAUCUGUACAUUAGAGCGGGAUUCUCAGAGUAGAAGGUAUUCUUCUACUUUCUCAGUGUACAUGUAGUAGAAGGCUAUGCACUGCAGGUUUUACAGUUGCCCUCAAAAUUGCUGCAGUCUGCAGCAAUAAGAGAUCGCUUUGACUUGCAAAGAGUUUGUUGUAAAUUUUUAUUUAUUUUUUUUUUUCUGUUCGUUUGUGUCCGUGGUGUGCAGAUUUAAAAGUCAUAUUGUGCGCUCACUUUUAUCAUGAAUGUACUUUAUGUUGCACUGGGUUUUAUCAUUGCCUCCUUGCUGACACAAUGAGAACAGCACAAGCCAGUGUCAUAGUUAGUCAAACUGUUCACUGCCGCAGGACUGAUGCUCUAUAACAUCACCUCAUUCACUUGAUAAUAAGACAUUUUGUUCUCUCUCUACUCAGUCAUCACUCGUUGUCUAUGGGCUGUUAAGCUUAGCUGAUAUUUUGUAGCUCUAUAUCAAAACCCUAUACAUAGUGAUUAUGUAUAAAUGUAUGUUUUCCAUAUGGAAACUACUCGCUAAAUGUGCGUAUGUGUGUUUGUGAUGACUGUAUCAGUGGUUUGCACAAAGUAACUGAUAUGCACUGAAAUGCUGUGUGUGCUCUCUUGGUUGUAUUCUUGUUGAUGACAGAGUGACAAAAACGAGAGCCUGCGGACAGAUCAGAGGGCUUUUUGACAUUUCCACCUCUCGUGUUUUGAUCCUUGAUUUCCUUGAGUAUUUAACCAUACCAUUGUAAAUUCAGAGAAUGUGGCGUAUGCGUGUGUAUGCUUCCGUUACUCUUAUGUACGAAGGUGAUGUGAUUUGGGUCUGUGGACAUGGCAGCAAGGACAUGCCGUGCAUAAUAAUAAGAGGGCACAUUUUUUUUACUUAAACUUUUGUUUAUUGCAAAAGUCACGCUUUUUAUUUCUAAGAACAUUUACUCUAAAUAAUCUAUUGUUGAUACUGUGGUGAGAAGUAAUGUGUUGUGUUUAAGGUGUGUAUCGUCUGGUGUGGUGUUUGUGUUUGGAUGUGAGUGUGUACAGAGUUAAGAGUGGAAUACCAGAGCUUUUCCCCCAGGAAGUCUUCUCUAAACACAGUGCAUUUGCUUACAGGUUCUGAACUAACAGCCACUGUAGUCACUCGCUCUUGACUGUAUUUGUGUAUUUCCGCUCUCCGGCCUGCAAAGGGCUGCGGAGUGACAUCACUGUAUGCGAAAAUGUUAACAAUACAUGACAAAGGAAUUUUUUUCCACAAAGUACCCACCACCUGAGUGAGAAUUCCCUGGUAGCAACAAUAACAGAAGGUUAUUCACCACCUUGACUGAAUAAACAGACUCAGCUACACUGUAUUCUCAGACCCAAAGACCACCAGAUAAUCAUUUCCAGUUGUUUGUUGUGUCCUUCCCAGGCGAAGUGUGCCCACAUUCCAGACAGUAGUGUGAUUUUGAGCGUUGGGUGACAAAACUCUUCUCAGCGUUUGCAGAUCCGCCUGUGAUAUCUCACCCAUAUCCGUUUCCUCCAGUUGAGAGUAAUGGUUACUGAGCCUCGCUGAUAACCAUUCAUGCGGCGUGUGUGGUGUUGUCAGAGGUGAUGUGUCAGUAUUUCCCCCCCUGUACUACCUACUUUCACUGCUGUCGAGUUGUAUAGGUCAGCGUCAAUGAUGACAAGCAAUAGUUUUGCAAAAGGAUCAGUGAGAGUACAAUCCUCCCUUACGCGACACAUGCCAGCUGUGUUAGUCUACUCAGAUGUUGCGUUACAAAUGAUGUAACCAGCUGAAAUGUCUUAAAAGUAUUUUGAUGGUUCAUGGAGGAUAAAACAUCUGAGCCAAGAAAGUACCAGCUAACUAACGCUUCUGCGCUUUGUUUAAACACCAUGUAAAAUACGUAAAAAUAAUCUUCAUUCACUGCACUGAAAGCAGUAGCUAUCUCUGUAAGCAAGUGUAUCGGGUUGCCUUUGCUUACAUGUUGGUCAUCUCUAAAAUGCAUUUAUUGUGUUAUCCAAAUGUGUGCAGUAGAUACUGUAUCUGCAUUAACAGUAGACUAGCCAGCGCUUUGUGUCAUGUUAUGUUCAAGAUGAGAUUUUAUAGGAAACAAAUUGCUCCUUUCUGUGAGGUCAGUUAACCUUUUAUGGCUAUAAUCCAUAGUAAAUAAGAGUCUGUGUUGUUGAACAUAUUCUGUAUGUAUUAAAGAGAAAACAUGAAGCUGCGAUUCAUGUUAAUAUCCAACGUACCAUAUUUUCAGUGCACAGCUGAUUGCACAUUUAUGUAUGAAGCAGUUUAUGUUGUAUGUAUGCAAAAAUAAAUGUAACUUUAUCUGAA
This is a messenger RNA of Siniperca chuatsi (mandarin fish), 8224 nucleotides long. It is a transcript of the gene synj1, whose product is annotated as synaptojanin 1. Lineage: Eukaryota; Metazoa; Chordata; Actinopteri; Centrarchiformes; Sinipercidae. Gene Ontology annotation, biological process: phosphatidylinositol dephosphorylation; synaptic vesicle endocytosis. The coding region runs from base 223 to 5424 and encodes 1733 amino acids. The record is from RefSeq and is a predicted model, not a curated record. The transcript is spliced from 34 exons. Gene Ontology annotation, molecular function: nucleic acid binding; phosphatidylinositol-4,5-bisphosphate 5-phosphatase activity.